Molecule: messenger RNA, 1489 nt
Organism: Photinus pyralis (common eastern firefly)
Lineage: Eukaryota; Metazoa; Arthropoda; Insecta; Coleoptera; Lampyridae
Product: putative nuclease HARBI1
Exons: 2
Coding region: 312-1424 (370 amino acids)
Source: RefSeq, a predicted model, not a curated record
CUUGUAAUUUGCGCAAGUCUUGUUAACCAGUGUUAUUCAAGCGACCAUUGUUAUUCUUACCAACUUGUAAUGUAAACAAGCCUUGUAAUUUGCGCAAGUCUUGUUAACAUUCAGCAAUUCAGAUGACCAUACAAGCAACAAGACUUGUUUUAACUCUUGUAAAAUGUACUUGUUAACUAACGCGGUUGCAAUUGCUGGCGUUAAGUCCAACAAGAGUGGUUGAGAAAUCUAUUUUAAUAAGAUCGUUCUAUAUGUUCAGUUGGAUUUCAACAUAGUUUUUGCGAAUUCGACAUUUAUUCUGAAAAAAAGAGAUGGACCAGGACUAUUUACUGCUUUUGCACAUGUUACAACAAGCAGAUGAGAGAUACCAAGUUAAUUUACGAAGACGGACACUCCGUGAUGCAAGUAACCCCAUGACGAUGCCGGAAAGUACGUUCAUGUCAGUGUUCAGACUAUCUAGGGAAUUGGCUCAGGAUGUUAUAGAUGAACUUAGCCCUCAUCUUCGGCAGGAAAGAGGACCAACACCAAUACCAAUUUACCUUAGGAUUCUUGUGGCGCUGCACUUUUAUGGACAGGGUAGUUACCAAAAAGGUGUUGGUAAGGACUACCACCUAGCCAUGUCGCAGUCAUCAGUCAGCAGGUGCAUCGCAGAAGUCACUGAUGCAAUAAACGAGGUAAUGGUAGACAGGGUGAACUUCCCAACAACAUUUCAACAAAAAAAUGCUGAAAAACUGAAGUUUGCCCAAAUUUUACAUGGAUUUCCGGGGAUAAUAGGAGCCAUAGAUUGUACGCAUGUUGCAAUUCAGUCGCCACCUGUUCAUCAUCCAGAAUACCCAGCAAUUGUAUUCUACAACCGGAAGGGUUACUAUAGUAUCAACACACAAAUAAUUUGUAGUGCCGAUUUAAAAAUUUUGAAUGUUAAUGCACGGUUUCCCGGGUCUGUGCAUGAUUCGGCCAUUUGGACAACUUCAGCCAUAUAUCAACAUUUAAGAGACGCAUACAAUAAUGGAGAUACAGGAUCGUGGUUGAUAGGUGACUCUGGCUAUCCCUUACAACCGUGGCUCAUGACCCCAUUAGGUGGACAGGGUUUAACACCUCAAGAGCAACGGUACAACGUAAUACACAAAAGGUGCCGUAAUGUUAUAGAAAGGCUAAAUGGUGUGUUAAAAGGAAGGUUUAGAUGCCUACUGCGACACCGUACACUCCAUUAUUCCCCUCUACGAGCUGCAAAAAUUAUCAACGCUUGUUGUAUUUUACAUAACUUAUGUAUUGAAAGACGGCUAGAAAAUAAUGAGGAAUGGCCUAACGAAGAGGACGAAAUUGUUGAAGAUAAUUUCAAUAACAUACCACAACAGGAACAAGGCAAUGUUCUUCAUAUAGGAAGAAUAACUCGAAGGCGAAUUAUUGAUAAUUAUAUAAAUUAAUAAUCAUGUACAUAAUACGUUGUAAAACCUUUAUUCUUGAAAAUUACAUUUAAUAGUCGUUUCAA